CCAACUACGCAUGCGUGUUUGAUUUGGCGAAGCACUCGAUUCUGUAUUGCUACCUCUCGCUCAGUACAUGGCAAAAAGUUACCAUUUCGCCCGCUUUUCUUACCCAGGUAACUAAAUCGACCGUGUCCACAGAAGCAAAACAAACUCUAUCGGCAGCUAACUGUUACUGCAGCUAGCUACUAGUUGCCCCUUGGUUUGAAAAGCAUUUAUUUGAGUUGGUCAUGGCGGAGGGCAGCGGAAGCAUUAAUCACGCAAGCCUGCCUCCGGGGGACCCUCAACUCAUCGCGAUGAUUGUGGAACACCUGAAGAACCGGGGCCUUUUCGACGAGUUCCGCAGGGACUGUUUGGCAGACGUUGACACUAAGCCUGCUUACCAGAACCUUCGCCAGAAGGUGGACAACUUUGUCACAUCCCACCUGAGCACUCAGGACUGGAACCCGUCCAUCAACAAGAACCAGAUGAGGAAUGGACUGAGACAAAGCGUUGUUCAAUCUGGCAUGUUGGAGUCUGGAGUGGACAGGAUCAUCACACAGGUCGUGGACCCAAAGAUGAACCACACCUUCCGACCACACAUCGAGACGGCCAUCCACGACUUUCUGUCAGGAGAGAAGAAGGAGGACAGCAACUCUGGGCCUCCUGAGCAGACAGAGCUAUGUGAAGCCCAGUCUGCUGCUGCUGAUUUCAGUGCGAAAACGCAUCGGAGUUCUUGUUCCAAAACUCUUCAUAGCCGUAGUCUCCUGUCGGCCACCACGCGCACACAGGGCUGCUCUGUGAUUGGCUGUCGUGAACGCGCACGGCCUCCGGGAGGCUGUAUAAAAACCGAGCGCGACUUGCGCCUCUCAAGCCACAUUCUUGGCCAGGCAAACAUGAACACGCAUGCGCCGCUCGUGCUCCUUCUUCUUUGGCUUUCAGCGUGCGGGCACUCGCGCUGUUCGGACCCGCGCAACCUCACCGAUAAACACGUGACUCAAGCUAAGCGUCGCCUCUCUCUGCAGAGCACAGCUGAUAUCCAGAGCUGCCUGCUGAGUUCAGAGGACGUCGGCUGUGGGACGUUUCAGUGUUUCAACAACAACUCGUGUGAGAUCCACGGCCUGCAUCACAUCUGUGUCACGCUGCUGCACCACGCAGGCCACUACGACUCACAGGGCAAGUCGUCUGUGAAAGAGGCGCUGCGUUGUUUGGCGUUGGGCCUCCGUCAGCGUUUCAGCUGUGUCAGUAGGCGCUGUGCGGCCGUGAAGGAUCUGGUCUUCUCUCUCCAGAGGGAAUGUUUCUCCAAACAUCAGCUUUGUCUCGCUGUGCGGGACCACAUGGACACCGUGGGGAGCCUGGUCAACUUCCACCUGCUCUUCCCUCCAGGGCCCUACGCCGAGCUGAUGAACUUCCUGUUGAAGUGCGGCGAUGAGGUCCGGUUUUGGGUGGGCCAACGCCUGCAGGGACAAUGUGAGCAUCACUGGGGGGCGCUGUGUGGCAGCCUCAGCACCACCUGUCCUGAUGGCCCACCCAUCAGCGGCCCCUCCAGCACGCCAAGACCACAAACCAGAGAGACCAACUUGGCAGACGGAGCAGAGCCCAACCGGCCUGACAACGUGACGUGGUCUGGACUUAACUCCACAGAGAACCACUAACCUCUUUUUGUUUUACGCUUUCUUUUGGACUGAGAACCAAGCCAGAUAUCUACCUCACCGCCAACGACCAGCAGGGGGCGCCAACACACUCUAUGCUAUUUUAUUUUGUAUUUAUAAAGCCCGUACUCGUUUCCUUCAAAGAGCAUCUGACUUUACACAAAUAUAUUUUUCAUCGUAUACUCCAACACUUUCAAGUCAAAUGUGACAUGUUUAUAUUUAAAUAAAAGUGGAACUAAAUGACAAUGACGUCAGUGCGUAGCGUACACUGCCACCGUCUGGCAGAGGAGUAGUGCUGCAGAUUCUAUUUGAAAACGUACAUCCACCUUUGAAAUAUUUGCUGCUGCUUAGGACAGACAAUCGGGUGCUAUAUGUACACUUGCAGGAAAGUCCAGGAUGUAGUAUCACUAGUAGUAGCACUCACUGUGUCAUUAUUGUUCCCUGGGGGAAAGGGGGGUCUAAAUGAAGGGGAAGAGGCGCUUCUUGAGGAUGUAUAGCACGGUGGCGAGGAACAGCGCCAGCGCCAAGAAGAUAAGCAGCUUGUCUGUCAGCUCUCGUCUGUUGUACUUGAGAAUCAACUUCCUGCCAAGAUGGAUAGUUCCCGUCAUGUUCUUAAACUCCUCGUUCGUCUCCUGCACCGUGCGGGAGGAGGUGGCUGAGAAGUGAGAGAGGAGUGCGUGUGACGUAGACACGAAGGAAACAUCAGGUGUCUUGCGCCUCCUCACCCAGCGUGCUGAUGCUGUCCUCACUCUGCUUGACCUGCUCCGCCAUCAUCCUGCUGAUGGACAUCAGGCUCUCUGUGAUGUUGCUGCUAUUCUCCACCAGACUUUCUUUAGUCACCUUCCUGAGGACACCACACUUACAGCAGCAGGUCAAAGGUCACAAAAGCCCCGCCCUGUCGUGAAGACAAACCUUGCUCUGACGCUCUGACCUCCUUCACGCAGCAGCUCGUCCUUCUCCAUUUUGUCCAUGGACAUGACAUACGCCACGUUGGCCUUCCUCCACGCUGUCUGGUUACUGUAACACAAAAUGUCAGCAUACGAAUACAACAUGUUGGAAGAUGACACAAAGUUUAACCUGAGCAUUUGUCUUCGCUGGCUCUCUGCCUCUGCUUGGAUGGACAUCCUGUCUGACUCUUUGUCCUGCUCUCUGGCCAUCUGCUCCAAAUCCUGCAAGAACACGAUCAGACGGUAACAACAAUAAAGCAGGCGUCAGGCAUACAGUCACCUGAA
Molecule: messenger RNA, 2854 nt
Organism: Doryrhamphus excisus (bluestripe pipefish)
Lineage: Eukaryota; Metazoa; Chordata; Actinopteri; Syngnathiformes; Syngnathidae
Source: RefSeq, a predicted model, not a curated record